Molecule: messenger RNA, 672 nt
Organism: Pogonomyrmex barbatus (red harvester ant)
Lineage: Eukaryota; Metazoa; Arthropoda; Insecta; Hymenoptera; Formicidae
Product: beta-keto L-gulonate decarboxylase-like
Cellular component (GO): nucleus
Molecular function (GO): zinc ion binding; hydrolase activity, acting on ester bonds
Source: RefSeq, a predicted model, not a curated record
AUGAAUAAUGAAAAUAUAUCAAAUUUUGAUACCAUACCAAUAGACUUAUUUAUACCUGAUAAAAUAAAAUUAGCUACAGUUGUAAAAAAUGAAUUGAGUACAAGUUUCGGAGAAGUCACAGCCGAAUGGGUGGAUUGUCCCGAUUUGACUCAGGAACCUUUCAAUCUUGCAGCACCGGGACUUGGUGGGGAUGCAACACUUUUGGAUAUCGGUGGUACUGCAAACAUUUUCCCAUUUCGACAACUCAAAAUAUAUGAUUUCAAAAAUAUUUUAAACCAGUUGAAUCGUAGCCAAAAUAAUAACUUUAUUAUCGGAGGAGGUCUUUCUACACAGCCAAUGACUUUGAAUUAUGGCCACCUCAUUAUGAAUGGAACAUUUGCACCAGUAGCGAAUGAAAUAAUAGCGGUCAGUAAUAAAAGUCGUUUCGCAUUCAGAAAUAGAUUUAAUGAUCAAGGUGAAGAAGAGCAGUUUGCAUUGGAAAUCUUAAAUAAUCCUUUUUCUAAGUGCCAUAUGUACGGUAAUUUCUUCGUCAGCCAAGGCUUGAGAGAACAAGUUCUCAAAGUAGAAGCCAAGGAGCGCACCGGACAUGAUUUUAUAGAGGCGAUACAGCGUGGAAUUAGCCGAAUAUUUCCUUCUAAAUUAUUUUCAAAUCUCAUUGUCGUACAACUUUAA